Messenger RNA from Amoebophrya sp. A120, 4199 nucleotides. The record is from the annotation of a GenBank genome assembly. NCBI's taxonomy places the organism in Eukaryota, Dinophyceae, Syndiniales, Amoebophryaceae.
AAGUAACAGCAUCAUAGCAAGAGACUGACAACAAAAAGAAGAGGAACUAAUCGUAAUUUCGUGUGAAAAAGAAGUAAAAGCCACUGCACAGCUAAAACGCGAAUUAUGUCGACCGGCGAUCAUCGCAGCACAAAUUUAGCUCCGACCUCCCCCGGCGGAACCUUGCACCAGUUCGGCUUAAAAACGCAGACAACGCCCGAGCUGUCCGCGAACAAGAGGCAACUGCAGAAGAAUUAUUGUAUAGUAGCGAUCGUGUUGUCCUUACCAGUCACUUGUUGAUAUGAUUUUUUUUUGCUGUAAAAAAGUGCAUGUUGAUGUUGACAAUGAGUGAAAACCCCAUCAUCGCCCAAUUCCAGCCCACGACCUGCAGCAGCAAGUGACGGAACAGAGGGAAGCCAGGACCCGCAUUGAGACCGCAAGCAAGGGCACGAGAAUACCCUUCGCGUCGGCAGUGUAUCGCCCGACUUUGCAUCCGGCUGAGCGGAACCAGGUGGCUAUAGCAAGAUGAAGAUUUGGUUUUCGUUCGCUUUGCACCUAUUUUCAUCUUCACACAAGUUAUGUUAAUCGCAACCGCAAGUCGCAAUCAAAAACAGAUACACAGUCCUCAGAUUCUCAAGAUCUUCACAUUGAUUUCAGGCUCGCACUCGCGUCGCGGUUCCCCCAAGUGGAAGUUCGCAGCAAAGACCUUCCUCGGGUACAGAAUACGUGAAAAUCGCUCCCCCGACGUCCCCUGAACCCAGCAACGCCCAACUAGGUCCAGAACAUCACUCGGCCGUGAACGAAACGCCGAUGCCGCUGCGGUUCGAGCGGCAGUGGGCGGAGGAUGUUGUGGCAGAGAGUAACGAGAAUGUCAAAGGCGAUCCAGCUCCAUCGUCGCAUUCUUUCAAACACCACCAGCCGGAAUUAGAAUUUCUUGAUGACGAAGCCAUACAGCGAAGUCCCAGAGUGCAACGUACCAUCUCUCGGCCCGAUAACAACUCCCCCCGGCGCGACAUCGUGAAGCACUCUUUUCAUCGUCGGGCCAGCGGUGUCGGCACAACCUUCCAACCACCCGCGAGACUCAGUCCCCCGAGUUUGCAGUCGGGCGCACGAAGACCGGUGGUGGAGAGACAACGGCUGUUGGAGAGUGCAGCGAAUGUUAACAGUAGCGUGACUGCUGGCGUUGCUUCUUCUGUGCCACAGUCUUCAGCUGCACAAAACCGUUCCGCCUCUGCGUUUCCGCUGAUGACCCCGCGCAAACUGGAUCUGCGACCGUUGACACCGGGUCCUGUCGAGCGAGCAAAUUCCGGCGUCAGUCUGUUGUCUUUGUCGUCUCGGAGUUUGUCGCCGAUCCGCGCCAGAGGAGGGGCACAACUAUUCGAACGAAGUGCACAACAAGAUAACAAGCCGUCGAACCUGCGGUUGCCGCGGUCGUUCAGCCGUGGGCCGGCACCCGUGGGCGUCGAGGGGUUCGUUCAACGGGGGUUGUCGCUCGGCAGCAUGGUGGAAAGGACUGAAUCAGCGACAAAGCAACUGCAGUUGCAUUUACAAGGCAUAGCACAUGCACAUCACCAGCAAGAACAACACCAGAGUUCUACUUCACAGCGAGAUUCGCUUUUGGUUUCCAACAAGCCCGGUCGCGGUCGUCCAUCGAGGAAGAGACGGGUUGUCGGCACGACCCCGGCAUACUCUCCCGUCAGUCCGAAGAUGCGGGCGCUCACCCCCAGCGGAAAUCUUCGCAGAAGCGGAGGUGGACACCAAAAUGGGCACAAGCAGAAGCGCAACCGGUCGGCGUCACGGAACUACAGGAAGAGCAAGUGCGUGUACGUGGCGGCGCGGUAUUUAGAUCACUUUUCGAAAAAAGUGGAUUUGUCGACCACCGCGUCGUUGCCGAGCAGUGCGGGGAAAAAGCGGGCUUUUCCAAAUAGUAAAAACACGCCUAAGAAACAGGGGAACAACAUCAAGCAAGAAAAAACUGCGGUGUCGUCACCAUCAGUCUCUGCUUCUCCGGAGAAAGCGAAUGAUUUGCAGUCCUAUUUGCCGACGCCGGCCGAUCAACAGAAUCUUCGUGAGCCCUCUCCGGCUGCGCCGCAAACAAGCCGUGUUGAGCAGAAGGACAACAGUGAGUUGGGGCCUCCGCUCUCCCCCAAUGCGGAGGACGGAAACGCGGAUAACACCUCCUCUCCAAGCAACAGCCCUUCCAUUCUCCUUGGCGAUUGUGUCUCCCCCUCUUUUGCUCAAGACCAAAACAAGCCCUCGACCACUCCUUCGAAAACCGAUGCGGAUCAGCCACAGAAACCACCACAGCCCAAGCUGAGCCCAGAGGAUCUCGGAACGAACCACCGGGGGGAGAUUUGGUUUCCGGACGUAAACUGGCAAGGACCCCGGCGGAAGUCCAGUGUUAAGUUUAACGAAGAGAUCCAAGUGCAACACGCGCCGCCAAUGCUGUUUAAGUGCUUACUUCCCACCAACUCCACCGCGAUCGCAUACAAGCACAAUCCGGUCGGCCAGGUCUUGACGAGUAUCAAAACCCGGGUCGCAACCCCGUCGGCGAAGUUGUCGCUGAGUAAGGAACCGCUCCGCGGGAUCGUCAAGAAGUCUUUCGGUGGAAUAAACAGUGUCGAUGAAAGUGCUGGUGCACCAGCAGCAGCCGGAGGAACAGCUACACUCGCCCAGGAUCAUGCCGGCACUUUGAUGAACCCCACUGCUUCACUACAGAAACGUCCACAGGAGCGUUUAGUUGACUACUACCGUCUUUCCGCGACCAGCAGCGACCGCUCGCCCGCCCGGUACCAGCUGUCCCGCGGUGACAGCUCUUCCCUCGGCGAAGCGUCUGAUGUGAGUCAUAAUUCCACUACUUCUACGAGUCAGCGGUCGUUGGUGCUCUGCGGCUCCUCUCCGCCGUGCGUGGAUGACGAAGAACAUUUGGAAUUGAUGAAGCAAAACAUCAUUCCGGACGACGAGACCAUGUUUGACCUGUUCGGGGAUUUGCGGAGUCAGAACAACAACUCGCCGAAGAAAAGGAAAUUACAGAAAUUGCAGCUGGAAUUGCAGCAAUCCGUGCAGAUGCUGCAGAAACAGAUCAAGGGUUUAGAGCAAGAACUUCAGGUUUUGAAACUGGAGCAGAAGAACAGUGGGGAAAAAGCGGUGCUGUUGGCGGAAAAAGAGCAGAAGGAACUUGUGGCGAUGAAAGAAGAAUUACUGGAGAAACAAGUGGAGGAAAUGCAGAAAAUCUUCCUCGAAGCGAAAAAAGCGCGGGAACUGGAGGAGGAAGACAGCCUUUUGGAAGUGGUGGAGGGCGAGGACAACGGGCUGCAACUCGAGUCGCAGGUUGUACUAGGAAACGAAAAAAGUAGCAGCAGCAGUGGUGUUUCCGCCUCUCAUGCUGUGGCUUACAAUACAGGAGAGGACCAACACGUCGACCUCCGUCAAGCACUUUCUAGCAGCGAGACCGCAGCGAUCUUCGAGGACGUUUUGCAACGCGCAAAGUCGCUUGUCCAGGAAAGAAGUUCCAGUCUUUCUCCCAAUCGCGAUGUGCCGUCUCGCGUGUUGUCCCUGGUCGAUGCUGUGGUCGAAAAUAACCGGUCUCGUAGCAGCAACAGCCGAGGAGCAUUCGCUUCUGCUCCGUCGCAUCAAGGUUUAUCACCGCUGGGUUCCCUGGUCACCAUUUCACCGCUGCAUGAUCUCGACGACUUGCUCUUCUCUACGUCUUCCACGGUUUUGCAAGAAAAGCGUAAGCGAACUGAGGAGAUUGUUUUUCUUGCUGGAAAGCCUGUACCCUUUUCGGGUUUGGAUCGCCUCGAAAAAACGUCGUUGGUGAAAAAGAGUGCGAAGUACGCGUUUGUGAUGAUGUAUGAACUGCAAAUAUGUCUGGGUCUGGAAGGAUGCAACUUGUCAUGCCAAAUCCGAAUCAUGCAAAACUUUGUGUUGCAUGAGUGCCAAAAGCUGUCCACUUUCGACCAAGUUGGAAGGGAGUUUCUCAUGCAGGAUAGGCAUGACAGAGACCUCGCAAAGUCUGUCAUGCUGGGUCCCGCAUUCCAGAAAUCAUGGGUCAUGGAAAAACUGCAUGACAAGUUUACACUCUUCCAGACCCAGACAUAUUUGCAUUUGAUAUGAUGGUUUUUGUUUCUCUGCUCGUGGUGAUGGUCUUCAUUUCGGAGGAACUGGGUCUGCUCCUGUCGGAAAAAACCGCAAUCACGAACCGGAAUAUGUUGCUGUGA